AUGAAUUAUUCUAGAGGAAUAUUAUUUAUGGAUUGCGUAAAGGCCUCCAGUGCCUAUGUUGUUGUAAAAUGGUGCUCUCAAAGAUCAGACACACUCAUAGAUGAUCGUCACAAUAUUGUCAAACCUGGAAUGGUCGUGGGUUUCUGCCACCCAUUGUUGGACAUGACCGUGGUAGGAAACGAAAAUAUAUUGAAAAGGUACGAUCUGAAGAGCAACGAUGCAGUUUUGGCGGGUGAAAAACAUAUGGGCAUAUAUGAAGAACUAGCAAAGGAUCCGAGCGUACAUUACUCUGCUGGGGGUUCCGCUCAAAACUCAUUAAGAUUCAUCCAGUGGGUAUUAGAGGAACCGAAUUCGGUUACUUUCUUUGGUGCAGUCGGUAAUGAUCGGUACAGCGAAAUUCUGACACGCGAGGCGAUCCGGGACGGACUGGACGUAAAAUACCAAUACCAUUCUGACAUACCUACUGGAACAUGUGCUGUCAUUGUAACAAACGGUGGAAAAGACCGAUCACUGUGCUCUAAUUUAUCAGCAUCGUGGAAUUUAACGGAUGACCAUUUAGAAGUCCCAGAAAACCAGAAAAUAAUUGAAAAUGCAGAGUUUUAUCUAGUGACUGGCUUUUUCUUAGUAUCAAAUCCAGGCACGGUCGAAAAAAUUGGAAGAAUCGCCGACGAACGGAAUCGUCCGUUAUUGUUCAACAUGAGUGCUCCAUAUAUUUUCCAAUCGUAUUUCGAUUCGGUUAUGACAAUUUUUUCAUAUAUAAAUAUUAUUAUUGGAAAUGCCGAAGAAGCUAAAGCAUUUGCCUUUGCAAAUAACUGGAAUACAACCGAUAUAGAAAUGAUCGCAAGCAAGAUGAGUACAUUUAAUGUUGGAAAACAAGGGUAUCGCUUAGUUAUUUUAACUCAAGCCGAAAAACCAGUUAUCGUAGCAUUGAGAGGUCUAGUUUCAAAAUUUAAAGUACCAAAAAUAGCUGACCAAGAUAUUGUGGACACGAGUGGAGCUGGCGAUGCCUUCGUUGGCGGUUAG
Macrosiphum euphorbiae (potato aphid) is the source of this 1023-nucleotide messenger RNA. The record is from the annotation of a GenBank genome assembly. NCBI's taxonomy places the organism in Eukaryota, Metazoa, Arthropoda, Insecta, Hemiptera, Aphididae.